AUGAAAAGGCUACACACAAGGUCUUCGUCGUCUUUGAACACUGCAUCAUCAUCAUUGGGUACACCCUCAGCCAACACACGAUCCUCUUUGAAUGGUAUCAUUUCUGUUCAGAGAAUCAAAAACACUGCACAAGGAAAUCCGUUUAUCGACGAAGAGGAAGAUUUAAAAUUUCAUAAUUAUUCGGAACGUAAAUUAAAGCAACCGAUAGGACAAACAAUCAUGGAAUUGGCAAAUUCAAAAUCAAACUCUUCUAUGAAUAAUACAAGCACAUCUUCAAGGAAAUCUCAAAUGAAUGGAUCCAAUACUGCUGCAAUUCCAUCAUCAAGUGUCCAAUCCAAUACAGAUUCCUCAAAACCAUUCAAAACUAAAGAAGAGUUGAUUUUGGAGGAAGAGUACAUUAGAAAUUUACAACAACAAAUUAAUUUACUUUCUACAGAGUUGGAUAUGCAAAAGAAAGUAAAUCAAGAACGAGAACGAAAAAUGGCUGAAAAAACAGAGGUCUUGGAAGAUCCAAUUCUCACCCUAAAGAAAAAGUUUGCAGAAAAAGAUGAGAUUAAUCAUCAUUACAUUGAAAAGUUUCAACAAGAAAUUGCAGAUCGUGAGAAUACCAUUGUCAAGCUAAAAGAAAAAUACAAGAAAUGGAAAAACAAAAACAUUCAAGAGCGAGAAACUGCAAAACAAGAAAUAAGGAAUAUCCAUGAAAAAUAUGUGCCAGAAGUGAUCAAACUCGAAAAGCAGGUGGAUAUGCUUCAAUUACGUCUCAAGCAAGAACAAGAUGAAAAUGAGAGGAAGAAUGAGGAUGUCAAACAAUUCUUGAAAGAGAUUGGAGAAAUUACCAAGCAACUGGAUUUUCUCAAAAUGCAAAAAGAUCAAGCAGAGAAGCAAUUGCAGCCUCUCAUGGAUGAAUUAUCUCAAGUGAAAAAGGAGCUCUUGAGCUACAAUACAAAUCGUGACAAGGACAAGAACGAGAUCGAAUCGCUGAAAGGAAGACUUGCUAAAUACGAAAAAGAGUGGGAAGACGCCGUCCAUAAUUUGAAGAAAAAAGAAUUAGAAACAAAACAACUGGAGCUAGACAAGGAAUUGUUGUGUGCUGAGAGAGACAAGGUGAAAGAACAAGUUGUGAAUCUGAAUCAAAAGAAUAACCAACUCGACACGGAAAUUACCAAACUACAAACGAAACUGAACGAGACUCAAUGGGAUUUGACGCGUUUAAAAGUCAAUUACGAAAACAUUUUAAAAGAAAAAACGAGGCAGGAGAAAGACAACGAAAGAGCACAAACUGAAUUUAGAGAUAACCAAAUUAAGUAUGAAGAGAUGAAACGACAGUAUAAGGAAUUGCAAAACAAACUUCAAAGCAAAGAAGAGGAGUUGAAAUCAUUCCUACACACCCAAUUCAACGCUCUUAAGCUCAAAAAUGAGAAUUUAGAAAACACGCUUAGAGACCUUUCGAACCAAAACGAGAUGCUUCGAAAUGAAAACAGAAAACUCACCCAAGAGAAUGAGAAAUUGUCACACGAUAAAGAAAUGUGGCUUGCUGAGAAAGAUCAGUAUGAAAAGAACGACAUUCAACGAAGAAUUCUCGUGAAGAAGCUCAAAAACCAGCUCAAGCUUUCCAUGGCUGUCACUGCCAUUGACAAGCAACAGUUGUCGACGAUAUUCAAAUCAAACGUUAGCAUUGCAGAGAGUAUCAAGUCGUUAAUGGAUGUCAUCAAAGAAGGAAACGAAAUUACUGAAGAAGAAAAACAGUUUAUGAAUCAAUCACAACCCACAAAGGAACAUAGUAUUGAAAAUGCUAAUCCAAGUCAAAAGCGAUAA
Molecule: messenger RNA, 1815 nt
Organism: Naegleria fowleri
Lineage: Eukaryota; Heterolobosea; Eutetramitea; Acrasida; Naegleriidae
Exons: 1
Coding region: 1-1815 (604 amino acids)
Source: RefSeq, a predicted model, not a curated record